GGGGGGGGGCCGACGACGCAAUGAUGUCAUCACGUCGCGCGCGGUUGAACUUUUAAAGAGAGGGAGGAUCGAGAGCGGAGUCGUAGCGAGGAUGGCAGCCGCCCCGGAGCUCGACUUCGUGGUGCGCAAGGCGCACGGACUCGCGGGCCGCGACCCGUGGGCGGCCAAGGCGUGGCUGCUCACGGCGAGAACCAUCUACCCCGGGGACUUCGCCAUACAGUUUGAAAUGUAUCUUCUGGAGAAGAAUGCUCAGCGAGCGACGGACGCGGCGCGGCUGCUGUGCGAGAUGUUUGUGCAGUUCCCAGAAAAGCCUCCGCUGUGGAGAGAAAUCAACUGCAUCACCUCCGCUCUGCGUGCGGAAAAUCCCGACGCUCAGACACAGUUCCUGCGCUGUGUGUUCGAGUGCCUGCCCGCCCCCGUGCAGUGCGACGUGCUGUACAAGUCGGCGGAGCAGCAGUACGGUGCGCUGCAGCAGGCCGAAGCGGUGAUGCUGCUGCUGCGACGCUUCCCCGACGCCGUCGUGCAGCACGGGGUGAAACUCGCCGAGACGCUGCUGGACUCCGAGAAGCAGGAAGGGCAAAACUCGCCCACCGGCUGUUUCCGAAAGCUCUUCGUGUGCGAGCUGUUGCCCGUGAUCUUGGGCACUCCGGACUUGUGCCUCCCUCGCCCGCUGCUCUACAAGUACCUCCUCAAGGCAGCAGAGUUCUACAUCACCACCACGGCGCGCACCAACCUGGGCGACUCCCCGCACCCCGUGGUCCCGGACUGCGGCGUGGUGGAGACCUGGUCCCGUCUCACUCAGCUGCUUCACACCAUCGGCUCUCGCUGCGACUGGCAGACCGACCGCCCAAACCGGCCGUGCGGGGAGGUGCUGCAGCGCGUGCGGGAGGCGGCGCGCUACGUGACCGGCGGGGAGGAGGAGGCGCAGAGGAACCUGCGCCAGCAGGUGGUGAUGACCGCUGCCAUCCUCUUCUUCCGCCACGCUCACGGCUACCUGAGCAGCGUCAUGCCCACGCUCUUCUCGGGCGUGAGCGGGGUGGGCGGGCUGGUGCUGCUGGAGGAGCUCCCUCAGCUGUUCGUGAGCGGCGAGCCCGACCGCGCCAAGCACGGCGGCGGCGGCGGCGGCAAGCGGCGCAAGCUGGAGGAGGCCGGCCAGAGCGCGGAGGAGGAGUACUACCGCAGCCGGCACGUGGCGGUGCCGAGCGGGCUGCUGCCCGGCGCGGCGGGCACGGCGAGCGCCGCCGACGUGCUGGAGAGCUUCCGCAUCGCACGCGAGGCCUGGGACGUGCUGCACGCUCACCCGGCACUCGAGAAGGAGUUCCUGUGGGUGCGCAUGCAGUGGAGAACUGAGACAUGGCCCUGGCUCCUUGCGUUCCUGUCCGACAUGCUCAUAUACCAGGGGCAGUACCGUCACGCCAUCGCCACUCUGCAGCAGCAGCAGGCCGGAGGUCAAGCCGGCGUCAAAGGUCAGGUGUGGGCAGAUGCCAAGCGCGUGCUGCUCCAGAUGGCGACGUGCCACCUCGCUCUGGGUGAACACCUGGCGGCGUGCGAGAGGGUGCUGGAGGUGGCGCCGACCGUGGCGCCGAACGCCACGGACGUGCCCAGGCUUGCCGACGAGCCGCCGUGCGUCAAACCCACCAAGUUCGCCAAAGGUUCAGACCUGCAACUCGUCCCGUGCACUGACCGCGCCGUCAUCUCGCACGGCGUGCAGAUCGUCCUCUCCUGCUUCAAGCCGCACGCGUUCAGCGAGGUGUCGCGCGACGACCUGGCGCUGGGUCACGUGAUCGUGAUGCUGCAGCACGAUUGGCCGAAGGGCGAGGCGCUGUUCCUGCGCGCCGUGGAGAGGAUCUGCCUGCAGGGCGGCCUGCAGUACGAGAACUUCUUCAACUACGUCACCAACGUGGACAUGCUGGAGGAGUUUGCGUUCCUCCGGACCCCGGAGGGGGGUCGCGUGCAGCUGGAGCUGCUGCCCAACCAGGCCAUCCUCACCAAGCAGCACACGGUGACUCGCGGCGUCACCAAGGGGGUGAAGGAGGACUUCCGCCUGGCCAUGGAGCGCCAGGUGUCGCGCUGCGCAGAGCCCCUCUUCACCGUCCUCCACCGCUUCCUUCUCAGCGAGCGCAACCUCCUCCUGCAGGGUCUCGGCUGAUCCUGCCCUCCGCUCCCCCCUCCCCAACGUCGCCCCCCCCCCCUCCCCAACGUCGCCCCCCCCCCUCCCCAACGUCGCCCCCCCCCCCACUCCCCAACGUCACCCCCCCCACUCCCCAACGUCGCCCCCCCCCCCUCCCCAACGUCGCCCCCCCCCUCCCCAACGUCGCCCCCCCACUCCCCAACGUCGCCCCCCCCCCCCCUCCCCAACGUUGCCCCCCCCCCCCACCUUCACCCAAUGCAGGAGUUUGUAUUUGUAAUGGUGACGUUUUAGAUGUUGCUACCGUGAGAUGUCUUCGUGCCCACUUAGCAACGUCCACCAGGCAUCUUGGGCGGCGCCGCGCAUGGCACCGCCGUGUCUAACGUGGCGGGGAUUUGUUUGACCAUACUUCACCACGCUGGUCAGUGCUGGUUAGUCGAAUGGGGGCGGGGGAGGCCCAGGCCCAGAUCGACUUUCGCUCGCCGCCGAUGUCAGCCGUGGGCGGAAAUCGUCGAGCAGUGGCGAGGGUUUGUGGCGUAGUGCACUAAACGCUGCGCCCCAUGCCGCUGGGAGUGUUGUACAUUGUGUCUCGUGUGGGCUGGGACAUGGUAGGGCCCAGAGAAAACCCACGAAUGUGAGAACACUCGCUUUGUCUUGUAUCAACUGCAUUGUAAAGUAAACGUUGGUUGUCUGCCUUAUG
Petromyzon marinus (sea lamprey) is the source of this 2828-nucleotide messenger RNA. It is a transcript of the gene INTS10, whose product is annotated as integrator complex subunit 10. NCBI's taxonomy places the organism in Eukaryota, Metazoa, Chordata, Hyperoartia, Petromyzontiformes, Petromyzontidae. Gene Ontology annotation, biological process: snRNA processing. The record is from RefSeq and is a predicted model, not a curated record. Gene Ontology annotation, cellular component: integrator complex.